UUUGUUGUUCAAGAGGAGAGAAAAUGAUUCCACCGGCUAACAUCAUGCAGGACGAGAGUUUGGGCAAGAACGAGCGCGAUCAGCACGAGACACCUCAGUCACCAGCGCCCAGUGCUAGUCAACAGGAGACAAAGAUGCAGAAGCUGAAGCGCUCCUUUUCGUUCAAAACCAAGAGAAUGCGCAGCAAGAGCGCAGACAAUUUCUUCCAGCGCAACAACAGUGACGCCAAGCUGUCGACAGAGCUGCUCUCGGACAACAGCAGCAUCACAGGCCAAAUGAGCAUCAUCGGGGUUACGGUGGCCAAUCCCGUCCACCCUGUCCACCAUGCCCCCCCUCGCUCAACCUCCAACCUGGUGAUCUCUAAUGCGCCCCCGGCCAUCCCAUGUGCCCCCCCUUCCUUGGUCUACUCCCCGGGGCGCCACCCCCUCGCCAUCGACCCCACCGGACACGGCUUCAUGGAGCACAUCUUUAAGAAGCCCACCUUCUGUGACGUCUGCAACCACAUGAUCGUAGGCACCACCUCCAAGCAUGUGGUGAUGCUGGCAGGCAACACAGCCAAGCAUGGCCUUCGCUGCAAAGCCUGCAAGAUGAGCAUCCACCACAAGUGUGAGAAAGGAGUGGGAUCGCAACGCUGCCAAGGCAAGCUGCCAAAGGGCUUUCGACGGUACUACAGCUCCCCACUGCUGAUAACGGAGCAGUUUGGCUACAUCAAAGAAGUCAUGCCCAUUGCUUGUGGCAGUAAAGUGGACCCUGUGUAUGAAGCUCUCCGGUUCGGGACGUCUCUGGCACAGAAGAACAAGAGGGCCAGUGGCUUUGAGUCCCCCCACAGAAACUCUACCAGUGACUUGGCCCAGGUUCCAGAAGAGGCCGUCGCUCACAGCAGUCAACAUGAACUCACCAGGAAGCACAGUGACAAUGUGUUCACAUCACUUGAGAACGGGGCGGAGCCCAUUCCCUAUUGCCAUGUGGCUGAGAGGAAACCUGAUGAUUCACCGGAGAGGAGACUGCUGCAGAAGGACAUACUGCAGCUCAACACCUAUGUGGCUUUGUUCACAUUCACACCCCAGGAAAGUGAAGACCUGGAGAUGAGACCCGGAGACAGAAUCGUACUGGCGGACGACUCCAACGAUGAUUGGUGGAAGGGCGUAAUCGAGGACAGGAUUGGUUUCUUCCCAGCAGCCUUUGCUCACCAGGUGAAGGCCGGGGACAGAGUGUUCAGGUGUCACCGGACGUUCAUCGGCUGCAAGGAGCAAGGCCAGAUCACCCUGAAGGAGGGACAGAUUUGUGUAAGCGGCGAGGAUGAACACAGCGGCUUCAUCCGAGUGGCCAGUGGAAAGAAGAGAGGCUACGUGCCCUGUGAUGUCCUGGAGAACAUCUGAGAGAGAGAGAGAGAGCGAGAGAGAGAGAGAGAGAAAUAGAAAGAGCCGGAGAGAGAUGACGAGAGGAAGAGAAGGAGAGAGUGGAGGGAGGAGAGGCACAGUCACAUACUCCAUUGGUGUACAGGGAUGGCUCUGACAGUAGUUUUGAUCAGCUGCCAACCUCCCUGGCGCGAGGAGGAUGAUUGUAAUUACAAAAUGGCCAUCUGAGACUAUGGAGGAAGCCCUCUGUUGAGCUAGGACUCUAAACUCCAAAAUGUUGCUGUUGGCAUUAAGGGAAUGGCUUUGUCAGAAGUCAAAGCCAACCUUCCCCAUUUCCUUUAAGUCUGAAUGGAAACAUGUUGAGACGGAUCAAAUAACCUGAACUUCUGGUCACAAUGACCCCACUCUGCCUCCUUGUAUCACUGAAUUUGGUUUCAUUUGGAUUUUUGGUUUGAUUUUGUUUGAUUUAAAGAACUGCCGUACAUCGUUUGUUCUUUGUGUGACUUCCCAUUGGAGAAUACAGCUGACACAUCAUGCAUGAAUUUACUGAAUUCAUGCUUGCUUUUUUAGCGUCAGCUGCAGUAUGUUUCAAUGACCUGUUUAUCCUAUGCCCAAAUGUUCAAACACUUGUUCUCUUUAUCAAAUAGUUGCCUAUAGGCCUAGAUAAUAAUUUACAUUACUUUGAUGAAAGCGGUUGAGGUUACAAACAGCAUAAAUCCCUUUUUCUUCUAUGCUUGUACAAUGGCUCCACUGAGCCUUGAGAGGCUCUAGCUCACAAUUAAAAGCUCAUUCUCCUGAGACAGAGUUAUUUUAUCAGACCCUCUGACACAAAGAAUUCAAUGGUUUUGUCACUGGAGAGGAACAACAAAAAGAACCGGACAAAGUAGAAAUGUGUCGAUUCUGAGGGGAGUGUUAUUCAAAGGAAUCCUUUUUCUUUCAAAGAAACGCUGUAGUCUUUUGCACAAAUCUAGCUAGUGAUGUAUCUAGUCUAGCUGCUUACCCAUCGAAAGACAAACAGAGCUUUGCAUAAAAAAUUCAGACUCAUGAAAACACCUUUCUAAAAACCUGUCAAAGAGAUUCUUUGAAUGUUUGAAAACAACGAAUACCUAAUUUGCUAGUGGAAGUCUGAUGAUAAUGUUCUCUUCAGGUAGCUUGUCAUGAUAUAUAGUUUCUUGUUUUUAUUUGUAAAGGAUAAUGGAUUCGAUAAGAGAGGAUGGGAUGGGAAUUUACUAUAGUACAGUGGGCAACCUUUCAUAAGUGGUUAGAUACAUUGUAUUUGAACGUGUGUCAUCAAAUCUGCAUACCUGUUAUUUCAAGGUAUUUUAUCACAGUCCUUUCAGUGAAACUCAAGUUAAUUGGAGUAUAGGACAUCUAGAGUAUAGAAAUGAUGCAGUAUCUUCCGAGCAUGAGCUACGUGACCUUUGGCUUUGAUUUACAUUCAUGUAUGCUUACUCCAAUUGCACUAAAUGGUCACUCAGAUAUGGCUAUAGCCUUACUCCAAUGUAAACUUUCUAGCAAAUGAUGAACAUUUUAUGUCAGAUCAAGACAUGCUUGUUGAGAUGUAACUUAAAUCUAUGUAUCCCUUUUAAUGUCAACGAAAGGGCUAUUCCUUUCUCUUCCCUGAGAUGUUCUUUUAAGAUUUCUUGUUCAUCCACAUGCAUAUUUGUUUUCUCUUUUAAAAUAUUGUUAUAAAUGAACUGUUAAAGGAAA
Oncorhynchus keta (chum salmon) is the source of this 3068-nucleotide messenger RNA. RefSeq names its product SH3 and cysteine-rich domain-containing protein-like. Bases 24 to 1379 code for a protein of 451 amino acids. Lineage: Eukaryota; Metazoa; Chordata; Actinopteri; Salmoniformes; Salmonidae. The record is from RefSeq and is a predicted model, not a curated record. Gene Ontology annotation, molecular function: transmembrane transporter binding. Gene Ontology annotation, biological process: positive regulation of voltage-gated calcium channel activity; skeletal muscle contraction; positive regulation of protein localization to plasma membrane. The transcript is spliced from 11 exons. Gene Ontology annotation, cellular component: extrinsic component of cytoplasmic side of plasma membrane.